AUGACCUCUUCUUACCAAACGAAUUGUCUAAAUAUCAGCAAAGCAUGGUCUGAUAAAAGAGAAAUUAACAUCAGGGAUCGAACAAUUCGUUUUUACCAUGGAUGGAUGACUCUUCCAUUUACAAUUAUUGCUAUACCUUUAACUUUACUUUUUAUAACUGCCAAUAUCCGUGCAAUUAAAGCCCACAGAGUCAGCAGAAAAUUUCACGUUCUUUUGGUGAAUAGAGCAAUUGGGGAUUUGUCGGCAAUUAUUUGUUCUCUUAUUUCAAUUAUUUAUGUUUUGGCUGUUGAACAUGUAAACCCUUCUUGGCUAACAUUAUUAAAUACUUUAUUUACUGCUUGUUUUUGGUCUGGAUUAGUUACAUAUACAUCUAUUGGUUUAUUGAAAUUAUAUGGAAUUGCAGAACCUCUUAAAUACAAGAAAAAAGUAACUAUGGAAAGGUACGGAGAGAAUUAA
This is a messenger RNA of Meloidogyne enterolobii, 456 nucleotides long. Lineage: Eukaryota; Metazoa; Nematoda; Chromadorea; Rhabditida; Meloidogynidae. The record is from the annotation of a GenBank genome assembly.